Nycticebus coucang (slow loris) is the source of this 10572-nucleotide messenger RNA. RefSeq names its product WNK lysine deficient protein kinase 1 (gene WNK1). Gene Ontology annotation, biological process: negative regulation of sodium ion transport; positive regulation of potassium ion import across plasma membrane; monoatomic ion homeostasis. Lineage: Eukaryota; Metazoa; Chordata; Mammalia; Primates; Lorisidae. The coding region runs from base 6 to 7922 and encodes 2638 amino acids. The record is from RefSeq and is a predicted model, not a curated record. Gene Ontology annotation, molecular function: chloride channel inhibitor activity; protein serine/threonine kinase activity; ATP binding. The transcript is spliced from 28 exons. Gene Ontology annotation, cellular component: cytoplasm; cytosol.
CAACCAUGUCUGGCGGCGCCUCAGAGAAGCAGAGCAGCACUCACAGUUCCCUGUUCCUCUCGCCACCGGCGCCUGCCCCCAAGAAUGGCUCCAGCUCCGAUUCCUCCGUGGGAGAGAAACUGGGGGCCGCGGCGAGCGACGCUGGGGGUGGCAGGACCGAGGAGUACCGGCGCCGCCGCCACACUAUGGACAAGGACAGCCGUGGGGCGGCCGCGACCACUACCACCACUGAGCACCGCUUCUUCCGCCGGAGCGUUAUCUGCGACUCCAAUGCUACUGCGUUGGAGGUGCCCGGCCUCCCCCUUUCUCUCCCCCAGCCCAGCAUUUCCGCGGUUGUUCCUCAGAGUGCUCCGCCAGAGCCCCACCGGGAGGAGACCUUGACUGUCUCCGCGGCUUCCCAGGUCGCCCAGCAGCCUCCAGCCGCUGCUGCUCCUGGGGACCAAGCUGUCGCGGGUCCUGCCGCCUCCACUGCCCCCAGCAGUACCAGCAAAGACCGCCCGGUUUCCCAGCCCAACCUUGUGGGGAGCAAAGAGGAGCCUCCGCCGGCAAGAAGUGGCAGCGGCGGCGGCAGCGCGAAGGACCCACAGGAGGAACGGAGCCAGCAACAGGAUGACAUCGAAGAACUGGAGACCAAGGCCGUGGGAAUGUCCAACGAUGGCCGCUUUCUCAAGUUUGACAUCGAAAUCGGCAGAGGCUCCUUUAAGACGGUCUAUAAAGGUCUGGACACUGAAACUACAGUGGAAGUCGCCUGGUGUGAACUGCAGGAUCGAAAGUUAUCAAAGUCUGAGAGGCAGAGAUUUAAAGAAGAGGCUGAAAUGUUAAAGGGUCUUCAACAUCCCAAUAUUGUUCGAUUUUAUGAUUCCUGGGAAUCCACAGUAAAAGGAAAGAAAUGCAUUGUUUUGGUGACUGAACUUAUGACAUCUGGAACACUUAAAACGUACUUGAAAAGGUUUAAAGUAAUGAAGAUCAAAGUUCUAAGAAGCUGGUGCCGUCAGAUCCUUAAAGGACUUCAGUUUCUUCAUACUAGAACUCCACCUAUUAUUCACCGGGAUCUUAAAUGUGACAACAUCUUUAUCACUGGCCCUACAGGCUCAGUCAAGAUUGGAGACCUUGGUCUGGCAACCCUGAAGCGGGCUUCUUUUGCCAAGAGCGUGAUAGGUACCCCAGAGUUCAUGGCCCCUGAGAUGUAUGAGGAGAAAUAUGAUGAAUCCGUUGAUGUUUAUGCUUUUGGGAUGUGCAUGCUUGAGAUGGCUACAUCUGAAUAUCCAUACUCGGAGUGCCAAAAUGCUGCACAGAUCUACCGUCGAGUGACCAGUGGAGUGAAGCCAGCUAGUUUUGACAAAGUAGCAAUUCCUGAAGUGAAGGAAAUCAUUGAAGGAUGCAUACGGCAAAACAAAGAUGAAAGAUAUUCCAUCAAAGACCUUUUGAACCAUGCCUUCUUCCAGGAGGAAACAGGGGUACGGGUAGAAUUAGCAGAAGAAGAUGAUGGAGAAAAGAUAGCCAUUAAAUUGUGGCUACGUAUCGAAGAUAUUAAGAAAUUAAAGGGAAAAUACAAGGACAAUGAAGCCAUUGAGUUUUCUUUUGACUUGGAGAGAGAUGUCCCAGAAGAUGUUGCUCAAGAAAUGGUAGAGUCCGGGUAUGUCUGUGAAGGUGAUCACAAGACCAUGGCUAAAGCUAUCAAAGACAGAGUGUCAUUAAUUAAAAGGAAACGAGAGCAGCGGCAGUUGGUACGGGAAGAGCAAGAAAAAAGAAAGCAGGAAGAGAGCAGUCUCAAACAGCAGGUAGAACAACAAUUCGGUGCAUCCCAGACAGGAGUCAAGCAGCUUCCUGCUGCUAGCACUGGUGUACCUAUAGCUUCCACCACAUCAGCUUCAGUUUCUACACAAGUAGAACCUGAAGAACCUGAAGCAGAUCAACAUCAACAACUGCAGUACCCGCAACCUACUCUAUCUGUGUUAUCUGAUGGGACAGUUGACAGCGGUCAGGGAUCUUCUGUCUUCACAGAAUCUCGAGUGAGCAGCCAACAGACAGUUUCAUAUGGUUCCCAACAUGAACAGGCACAUUCUACUGGCACUAUCCCAGGGCAUACAGCUUCUGCUGUCCAGGCCCAAUCUCAGCCCCAUGGGGUAUAUCCACCCUCAAGUGUGCCUCAGUCCAUGGCGCAUCCGUGUGGGGGUACCCCAACAUACCCAGAAUCACAGAUAUUUUUCCCAACUAUUCAUGAACGUCCAGUUUCUUUCUCACCACCUCCCACCUGUCCACCGAAAGUAGCCAUUUCCCAGCGGCGUAAGAGCACCUCCUUCCUGGAAGCCCAAACUCACCACUUCCAACCCCUGCUGAGGACUGUUGGCCAAAAUCAUCUUCCACCUGGUGGCAGCCCAACUAACUGGACACCAGAGGCAGUAGUUAUGUUGGGUACUACAGCCAGUAGAGUAACUACAGAGCCAUGUGAGAUUCAGGUCCAUCCUAUGUUUGAAACAACUCAAGUUUACAGUGACUAUAAACCUGGACUCAUUCUUCCAGAAGAAGCUCACUAUUUUAUUCCUCAGGAAGCAGUGUAUCUAGCUGGGGUACAUUACCAGGCCCAGGUGGCAGAACAGUAUGAGGGCAUUCCAUACAACUCACAAGUACUCUCAAGUCCUAUGAAACAGAUACCUGAACAGAAGCCAGUACAAGGGGUCCCUACCUCAAGUUCUGUGUUUGAAUUUCCCUCUGGACAGGCUUUCCUGGUAGGACACGUUCAGAAUUUAAGAUUAGAUUCUGGAUUGAGUCCAGGAUCUCCCCUCUCUAGUAUUUCUGCACCUAUCAGUACAGAUGCUACACGUUUGAAAUUUCACCCUGUUUUUGUUCCUCAUUCUGCGCCUGCUGUGUUAACUCAUAGCAAUGAGAGCAGAAGCAGCUGUGUAUUUGAAUUUCAUGUUCACACACCAAGCUCCUCUUCAGGAGAAGGAGGUGGAGUUUUACCUCAACGUGCUUACCGAAAUCGUCAGGUUGCAGUGGACAUGAAUCUGGAAGAACUUCCUCCUCAAUCAAGUGGAUUACAUGGCCACCUGCAGCCUGUGACUGAAGAACAGCAUAAUUACCAUGCCCCAGAAUUGACCGUUUCUGUGGUAGAGCCUUUUGGACAGAACUGGCCAAUAGGAAGCCCAGAGUAUUCCAGUGAUUCCUCACAAAUCACUUCUUCAGACCCCAGUGAUUUUCAGUCACCUCCCCCUACUGGGGGAGCAGCUGCACCUCUUGGCUCUGACGUCUCAUUACCCUUUAUCCGCCUGCCUCAGACAGUGUUUCAAGAAUCCCCACUUUUCUUCUGUUUUCCCCAAGGAACCACAUCUCAGCAGGUCUUAACUGCCUCAUUUUCUUCAGGAGGAUCUGCACUCCAACCACAGGCACAGGGACAGAGCCAGGGUCUGCUGUCUUCAAGUAGCUUAACAGGGGUUUCAUCUUCACAAUCUCUACAGCAUCCUCAACAGCAGGGAAUACAGCAGACAGCCCCUCCUCAACAAACAGUGCAGUAUUCACUUCCACAGACAUCAACCUCUGGUGAGGCCACUACUGCACAGCCAGUGAGUCAGCCUCAAGCUCCACAGGUCUUGUCUCAAGUGUCAGCUGGAAAACAGGGCUUCCCACCUCGACUGCCACCACAAUACCCAGGAGACUCAAAUAUUGCUCCCUCUUCCAGCGUGGCUUCUGUUUGCAUCCAUUCUACAGUCCUAUCCCCUCCCAUGCCGACAGAAGCAUUGGCUACACCUGCUUACUUUCCUGCAGUGGUGCAGCCUUAUGUGGAAUCAAAUCUUUUGGUUCCUGUGGGUGGUAUAGGAGGACAGGUUCAAGUGACCCAACCAGCAGUGAGUUUAGCACAACAAGCCCCCACUACAUCCUCCCAGCAAGCAGCUCUGGAGAGUACUCAAGGAGUCUCUCAAGUUGUUUCUCCUGAACCAAUUCCAGUAACACAACCACAGUCCGCCCCGCCUACCAAUUUGGUUUCCUCUGUAGACAGUGCACAUUCAGAUGUUGCUUCAGGUAUGAGUGAUGGCAAUGAGAAUGUCCCGUCUUCCAGUGGAAGGCAUGAGGGAAGAACUACAAAACGUCAUUAUCGAAAAUCUGUAAGAAGUCGCUCUCGACAUGAAAAGACAUCACGGCCAAAAUUGAGAAUUUUGAAUGUUUCAAAUAAAGGAGACCGAGUAGUAGAAUGUCAGUUAGAGACUCAUAAUCGGAAAAUGGUAACAUUCAAAUUUGACCUAGAUGGUGACAACCCUGAGGAAAUAGCAACAAUUAUGGUGAACAAUGACUUUAUUCUAGCCAUAGAAAGAGAGUCAUUUGUGGAUCAAGUACGAGAAAUUAUUGAAAAAGCUGAUGAAAUGCUCAGUGAGGAUGUUAGUGUGGAACCAGAAGGUGACCAGGGAUUGGAAAGUCUACAGGGAAAGGAUGACUACGGCUUUUCAGGUUCUCAAAAAUUGGAAGGAGAGUUCAAACAACCAAUUCCUGCAUCUUCCAUGCCACAGCAAAUAGGCAUUCCUACCAGUUCUUUAACUCAAGUUGUUCAUUCUGCUGGAAGACGGUUUAUAGUAAGUCCCGUGCCAGAAAGUCGAUUACGAGAAUCAAAUCUUUUCACCAGUGAAAUAUCAGAUACAGUUGCUGCUUCUACAUCUCAAGGCCCUGGAAUGAACUUGUCUCACUCUGCUUCAUCACUUAGUCUACAACAGGCCUUUUCUGAACUUAAACAUGCCCAGACGACAGAAGGACCCAAUACGGCACCUCCAAAUUUUACCCAUACAGGACCAAUAUUUCCAGUAGUACCUCCUUCCUUGAGUAGCACUGCUGGUGUCUCAACCAUAGCAGCAGCCACAUCUUCAGUAUCAGUCCCAAUAACCAGCAGCCCUUCUAAUGACAUGUCAGUGGUUCAGUCUGAGAUUAUAGUCCCCACUGACAAAGCAAUUGCUGGAGUUGCCACUAGCACAGGUAUGGCAACUUCAGGUGGUCUUCCUAUACCACCUGUGUCUGAAUCACCACUAAUUUCCAAUGUAGUUUCAAGUAUCACAGUACCUCCUAUUGUCUCAGUAACUACCACAUCCCAGUCAGUUCAAGCCCCUGCAUCUGGGAGUGUUAUUUCUAGUACAGGUACUUUUCCUUCUAUAACAGUUUCAACAGCUUCAGCCUCUACAGUGGGCAGUACUGCUGCCCCCUGUGCUAAGCCUCCAGUUGUACCAUCUCAGCAGGCAGCUGGCAGUACUACUCCAGUGGCCACGUUAACAUCAGUUUCUACCACCACUUCACUUCCUAGCACAACUUCGCAGCCAUCCCUUCAGCUUAGCAGCAGCAUCUCCGCUCCCACUUUAGCUGAAACAGUGGUGGUUAGUGCACACUCACUGGAUAAGACAUCUCAUAGCAGUACAGCUGGAUUGGCUUUGUCCCUCUCGGCACCAUCUUGUUCUUCCCAAGGAGCAGGAGUAUCCAGUUCUGCUUCUCAGCCUGCUGGGGUGCAUCCUUUGGUUAUCCCAUCAGCUGUGGUUUCUACUCCUGUUCUUUCCCAAGCUGCAGGACCUACACCUUUAUUACCCCAAGUACCUAGUAUCCCACCCUUGGUACAACCAGUUGCCAAUGUGCCUGCUGUACAGCAGACACUAAUUCAUAGUCAGCCUCAACCAGCUUUGCUUCCCAACCAGCCCCAUACUCACUGUCCUGAAAUAGAUGCUGAUACACAGCCCAAAGCUCCUGGAAUUGAUGACAUAAAGACUCUGGAGGAAAAGCUACGGUCUCUCUUUAGUGAACACAGCUCAUCUGGAGCUCAACAUGCCUCUGUCUCACUGGAAACAUCAUUAGUCGUAGAAACCACUGUCACACCAGGUAUCCCAACCACUGCUGUUGCACCAAGCAAACUCGUGACUUCCACCACCAGUACUUGCUUACCACCAACCAACUUGCCAUUAGGAACAGUUGCUUUGCCAGGUAUACCAGUGGUCACACCUGGACAAGUAUCUACCCCCGUCAGCACUACAUCAGGAGUAAAACCUGGAAUGGCUCCCUCAAAGCCACCUUUAGCUAAGGCUCCGGUGUUGCCUGUGGGUACUGAACUUCCAGCGGGUACUCUAUCCAGUGAGCAGCUGCCACCUUUUCCAGGACCUUCACUAACUCAGUCCCAGCAACCUCUAGAAGACCUUGAUGCUCAAUUGAGAAGAACACUUAGUCCAGAGACGAUUACAGUGACAACUGCAGUUGGUCCUGUGUCCAUGGUGGCUCCAAUAGCUGUUACAGAAUCAGGAGCACAGCCUCAGAAGGAUGUUCCUCAGGGUACAGAAGGCCAUGUCCUAGCAACUACUUCAGGAGCUGGUGUUUUUAAGACGGGACGAUUUCAGGUUUCAGUUGCAAUGGAUGAUGCCCAGAAAGAGGGUAAAAAUAAGCCAGAAGAUGCAAAGUCGGUUCACUUUGAAUCUAGUACUUCAGAGUCCUCGGUGCUAUCAAGUAGUAGUAGUCCAGAGAGUACCGUGGUUAAGCCAGCGCCUAAUGGGGUAUCCAUUCAUGGUAUCUCUUCAGAUGUGCCAGAUAGUGCCCACAAAACUCCAGCCCCAGAAGCAAAGUCAGAAACUGGGCAGCCUACCAAGGUUGGGCGUUUUCAGGUGUCAAGUACAGCAAAUAAAGUGGGUCGUUUCUCUGUAUCAAGAACUGAAGACAAGAUUGCUGAGGCAAAGAAAGAGGGACCACUGACAUCCGCUCCUUAUAUGGGUUUGGAACAAGCUAUUCUUCCUGCUGUGAUACCAAAGAAAGAAAAGCCUGAAUUGUCAGAGCCUUCACAUCUAAAUGGGCCGUCUUCUGAUCUGGAGGCUGCCUUUCUAAGCAGAGAUGUGGAUGAUGGUUCAGGUAGUCCACGCUCCCCUCAUCAGCUGUGCUCAAAGAGCCUUCCUAUCCAGACUCUAAGUCAAAGCCUUAGUAAUUCAUUCAACUCCUCUUACAUGAGUAGUGAUAAUGAGUCAGAUAUUGAAGAUGAAGACUUAAAGUUAGAACUACGAAGACUACGAGAAAAACAUCUUAAAGAGAUUCAGGACCUGCAGAGUCGCCAAAAGCAUGAAAUUGAAUCUUUGUAUACCAAAUUGGGCAAGGUUCCCCCUGCUGUCAUCAUUCCCCCGGCUGCUCCCCUUUCAGGGAGAAGAAGGCGACCCACAAAAAGCAAAGGCAGCAAGUCUAGUCGCAGCAGUUCCUUGGGGAAUAAAAGCCCCCAGCUUUCAGGUAACCUAUCUGGUCAGAGUGCAGCUUCAGUCUUGCACCCUCAGCAGACCCUCCACCCUCCUGGCAACAUCCCAGAGUCUGGACAGAAUCAGCUGUUACAGCCCCUUAAGCCAUCUCCCUCCAGUGACAACCUUUAUUCAGCCUUCACCAGUGAUGGUGCCAUUUCAGUACCAAGCCUUGCUGCUCCAGGUCAAGGGACCAGCAGUACAAACACCGUUGGUGGGGCAGUGAACAGCCAAGCUGCCCAGGCUCAGCCUCCUGCCAUAACAUCCAGCAGGAAGGGCACAUUCACAGAUGACCUGCACAAACUGGUAGACAAUUGGGCCCGAGAUGCCAUGAAUCUUUCUGGCAGGAGAGGAAGCAAAGGACAUAUGAAUUAUGAGGGCCCUGGAAUGGCAAGGAAGUUCUCCGCACCUGGACAGCUGUGCAUUUCCAUGACCUCUAACCUGGGUGGCUCUGCCCCCAUCUCUGCAGCAUCAGCUACCUCUCUAGGUCACUUUACCAAGUCUCUGUGUCCCCCACAGCAGUACGGUUUUCCAGCUGCCCCAUUUGGCACUCAGUGGAGUGGGACGGGUGGCCCAGCACCACAGCCACUGGGCCAGUUCCAACCUGUGGGAACUGCCUCCUUGCAGAAUUUCAACAUCAGCAAUUUGCAGAAAUCCAUCAGCAACCCCCCAGGUUCCAACCUGCGGACCACUUAGUCAGACCUAGAGACAUUAACUGAGUAGAUCUGGGGGCAGGAGAUGGAAUGCUGAUGGGGGGAGGGUUGGGGAAAAAGUAGCCUCUUACUAACUUACUAGUGCUGCAUUUAACUGGUUAUUUCUUGCUGGAAGGGGAUGUUUUAAUACCACUUCGAGCCCUCAGAAUGGAGAGUCUCCCUCCCCCUCCAUCUACUGGAGUGGGACAAGAAGAAAAAAACAACUUGCUUGUGAAGGAGCAGCUUCAGACCAUGCUUUAGUGUCCUUCCAUACCCAACAGUGAGGGCUCCAGUAAGGAAAGAGAAUAUUGUUCACGAAGAAGCUACUAAAGAGCUCAAUCUAAAAUGAAACCCCAUCUGUAAUCUGUAUUUUCAAGUUGGGUGGAGCUCUCAUUUUGGUACAUGCCCCUAAUCCCUUACUCCCUCGAGAAUCCAAACCAUAAGACACAAAAAAAGCUUUUGGGCUUUGUCCUACCUUGCUCCUGUCCCUCACCCCCUUUUUUCCCCUUCUUUUCUUUUCCUUUUUCUUUGCUCUUUAGAACCCAGUGAAAAAUACCAGGGGACUGGGGUUGUUACCCUUAUGAUAGGUCAUUAGUGCUUUAAGCAAAAGAUAUUAGCAGCUUUGACUGCAGCAUUAGCAAUUAGGAAAAAAAAUUAAGUUCCCUGCGGACAUGUAACUUCGCCAUCAGUUUUGAUGUGGAAACACUGUGAUAUUAUAUAAAUGUUGUUGGACAACAGUAGUUUUAAGAGUAAAAUAUGAAACGUUAAAAAGUUCCAAAAAAAAAAAAAGCUCUGUCCUUUACUUUUUGAGACACUUUAACUUUUUUCCUUUGUAUUUCCAUUGUAUUAGAUAAAUAAAUGUGAAUGUAAAAUUGUAUAAAUUACUGUACUUGAAUACUUCUGUUCUCCCAGUGUUGCUUGCUGGACAUUUUAGUGCCUUGGACUUCUAUUGCUUCUGCCAUUAGCAUCAACUUGAUCAGACCCCAGAUCAGCAAAGGGCAUGUGGAAGGAAAUUACAGGUCCAUGUGACCCUAGCAGUGGAUAUGCCAAAGGGAAGUUGAAAGAGUAAUUUUUUUAAGUCAUUCAACAAUUUUUGUCUAGAGCAGGUGUAAGAUGAGUCAGGUGAGAAGUUAAGUUGGCAUCAGUGGUUGGAAUAGAGAGUUCUGUUUCAGGAAAAGGGGCGUUCUAACUAAAUGGGGCAAUUUAAAAGAUUAAGAGUGGUGUGUGCUCAAUGAAAGGAAAAAGAGAGACUAAAGAACGGGGAACAAACUUGUUUAGAAGAUACUUGAACCUAGCCAGUGACUGUCAUAAGCCUUACAUAUUUGAGCUGGGCUUGAACAGACAAGACCUAGAAGAAAUUAAAACAUAAAGAGAAGGGGUUGGAGGCUAGUUUUUAAGUUGGAAAAUGUGAUAGUAAAAAACCACAGGUGGAGAAGGUUGCUCUAAAACUGGAUUGCUUUCCUCUUCUUGCACAUGUACCAUGCAUUUCUCAGCUUGGGGUACUAUAUUUUGUGGAUAGUGAAUCUUUCCACAUCUGAAUUAAUAAGCAUUGUCGGAAAGAAUGCUUAUUCCUACCUAUUUUCUCUAUGAUGUCCAAAUGGUUGCAGGAUUAUAAUGUUUUGCCACCUUUAUGUCUAAAGUUACAACUAAUAUUCUCACAUUUUCCUACAAAUGCUUCCCUUAAGUAAUAACUGCAACCAACCAGUAUUAUUCAGUGCUAUGCCUAAUUAGUAAUGGGCAUUUCUGUUGUUUUCAGAACUUUCCAGAAAUAUUAUCCUAAUUGGCUAUGUAUGGGAACUAUAUUGUCUCUCAAGAUACGGAAAGAAGCUAGGACUCCUGGGGGAUGCUUCUGCUCUUGACAUUUAGUUGGAAAACUGACAUAUUUCCAACCUUUCAUCCCACACCCAGUGGCACUUCCCAGGAAUAACCACAACCCUAGGAAGAGCCAGUCCCUUGCUUCCUAGCUUGCUUUGCUGUGUGCUGUGAGCCCCAGAGAGGCAAAUGAGAGCUGAGGGUUUUAGGAAGGUAGAAAUGAAAAGGCUGGCAGUUUCAAGUUUUGGUUUAAAACUGUUUACUUAUUUAUUCUCUGCUUGUAAUUUUUGGGGAGAGGGUAAGAGUAAGGACAGAAUGGAGAGUGCCAAGUAAUGAGAAAUGGACAACCUAAGAUGAAUGGAACAAAACUUUAUCCAGAGGGACGAGGGAGCCAAAUGCAGCACAUGAUCGUUUUGUUACUUUGGUUUAAUAAUUUUGAGAUCUUUUCACUCAUACACAAAAACUAAGAACUGGUUUUAUUUACUGUUGAUUCAUUUUUCCCCGCCUGUGGAUGAAAUAACUGAAGCCUAGAGGAAUGAACUAGUGCUACUGAACUGUUUAAAUUAUUUUUGUGUUAAUAGUACACUUUGAGUCUUUUCCACAUUAAAAAUCUUUCUGAAUUAUAAAUGUUUUCUUUACAUUAUUUAACAAUGUAUACUGUUUAAAAAAACAAAUAAACUGAAUUCAAACUUUGGGAGUUUCUCAGCAGCCAUUAAUUGUACAUUUUGCACUAACUCUGGGUGUUGCGCUUCUUGUAAGAUUGCGCUUUGUGCUUCAGUUUGUUACCUUUGUAGAUUUAUUUAAUGAAACCAUUCAAAUAAACCAAACUUUGCUUUUGUUGA